Molecule: messenger RNA, 1005 nt
Organism: Schistosoma intercalatum
Lineage: Eukaryota; Metazoa; Platyhelminthes; Trematoda; Strigeidida; Schistosomatidae
Source: the annotation of a GenBank genome assembly
AUGAUCACAAGAGUGAUUAAUAAUAACAAUCUCUACGGUAGUGAUGAUCGUCAUGAUGGUGAUGAUGACAGUCAUGGUGAUGUCCGUGAUGAUGAUGAUGAUGAUGAUGAUGAUGACGGUGGUGAUGACGACAGUCAUCGUGAUGUCUGUGAUGAUGAUGAUGAUGGUGAUGAUGACGACGGUGAUGGUGAUGGUGGUGAUGACGACGGUGAUGACGAUGGUGAUGGUGGUGAUGACGACGGUGAUGACGACGGUGAUGAUGGUGAUGGUGGCGAUGACGACGGUGAUGAUGGCGACGAUGUCCAUGAUGAUGGUGUCUACGGCAUCCAUGGUGGCUGUGAUGGUGGCGUACAAAUUGGAUUAUUUAAAUACAACAUCACAAAUGGACGUUCUACUUGUCCGGAUAGCGUGUUGGAUAAUUUAAAUGUAAUUCGAGAGGAAGCACGGAAACAACCAAAUUGGUGUUCUGAUAGUAACAUGAUCACAAGAGUGAUUAAUAAUAACAAUCUCUACGGUAGUGAUGAUCGUCAUGAUGGUGAUGAUGACAGUCAUGGUGAUGUCCGUGAUGAUGAUGAUGAUGAUGAUGAUGACGGUGGUGAUGACGACAGUCAUCGUGAUGUCUGUGAUGAUGAUGAUGAUGAUGGUGAUGAUGACGACGGUGAUGGUGAUGGUGGUGAUGACGACGGUGAUGACGAUGGUGAUGGUGGUGAUGACGACGGUGAUGACGACGGUGAUGAUGGUGAUGGUGGUGAUGAUGACGGUGAUGAUGGUGAUGUCCAUGAUGAUGGUGUCUACGGCAUCCAUGGUGGCUGUGAUGGUGGCGGACAAUUAAUAAAUCCUGAAUGUGAAGCACAAUUUCUAAUAUACAUAUUCAACGUCCAAGAUUGCCAGCAAAUUCUCACUGAUAUAAAUGAAUUAGAUUCUGUUGUAAAUCAGUUAGGUUCUGUCCAACAUAAUUCAGCAUUUUAUUUCUUGUGUAGUAAACAAUUAUUUAAAAAUUCUUAA